This is a messenger RNA of Melanotaenia boesemani (Boeseman's rainbowfish), 2186 nucleotides long. It is a transcript of the gene nudt8, whose product is annotated as nudix (nucleoside diphosphate linked moiety X)-type motif 8. NCBI's taxonomy places the organism in Eukaryota, Metazoa, Chordata, Actinopteri, Atheriniformes, Melanotaeniidae. The coding region runs from base 419 to 1594 and encodes 391 amino acids. The record is from RefSeq and is a predicted model, not a curated record. The transcript has 5 exons. Gene Ontology annotation, molecular function: coenzyme A diphosphatase activity.
AUUAACACACACACAUAUAAAAGGAAUAAUUUAAUCUUGAGAAAAUUAAACAAUCGUUUACUUCUCUAAAAAACAACGAUAGUGAUCAAAAAUUAAAAUCUACUUCAGAUUAUAACUGGAGCACGAACGUUUCAACAAGACAGACUGGUUUAUCCACAGUUGUCCUGUGAUGUAAAUAGCUAAGAGUUGGGUAUUUUUCCAGUGACCUCAUCACUAAAUAAUGGGAAUGUUUAGUUUUAAUCCACGUUUGAUUUAUUUGACAAAAAAAUCCAACUAAAUGUUAGAGAUGCUAAUUUCUGAUGCCCUGGCAGCGCAGUGAGGGCAACACUGAAACUCGUGAAGCUUCUCCGCCUCAUACUGAAUAGUACAGCCGGCUAGCUUGGCGAGAGAGUCGCCGCUCCUGAUAUCGCUUUCAAGGAUGUUUAGGGGUCUACAAAUCCCAUUUUGGGCUUGUCCCAUAAGACCGUCCCUGCUGUUGAGAGAAUCCCACCUGUCAGCUUUCUCUGAACACAUUGGAUCAGGAUGGCAGGGAGCAAGGCAUGAAAAAAUAUAUGGAAGAGGCUUAAGUAAGGAUGGAUCAUCAUUAUCAACAAGGACCUCUGAAAACCUCUUAGCCAAAGCCAUUUUAAGCCAUCAUCUUCACCCUCAGGUCUCUGCAACAACCAAACAACUGUCUUAUCUAGUAAACACUUUCUGGGACUGUUUAAUCAACAGCACUUUCCUUCAGCGUCUGAGAAGUCCAUUGGACUUAAGCCAUCCUUCACUUAGUUGGAUCAAUAAGAAUCAGUGCAACCCUCUACAAAGCCAUCUACAUCAUAGACAGCACCCUGUUAGCUCUUCCAGUUUGUCAACACAUAAGCUGUGGAUUUUAAACAAGUUUAACUGUAAAUCACUACCCUUCAGCCACUUUUUUCAUCAAACCAGAGCUGCUCAUCAGGCUGCCCCUAGUUUGGCAGACACCUGGAGGGACAGCCUAUCCCCUGAAAAUGAAAACAGGUGUCGACAGACCCUGGGGUCCAACUGCAAACUUUAUGAGAUGGACAAGGUGAGAAAAGGGGCAAGCCAGACGCGGGGGAGGAACCAGGGGAAAUGGGCUUCUAUCCUGGUCUGUCUUUGCUCUGUCGAAGGUGAACCUGCAUUUCUUUUCACGCUGCGCUCCAGCACACUGAAGGGCAGACACAAAGGAGACGUCAGCUUCGCUGGUGGGAAGAGUGACCCAUCAGACAAAGAUGUGGUGGCCACAGCAUUGCGGGAAGCCUGGGAGGAGCUGGGUGUUAAUGUGGAAGCUGAGCGGGUUUGGGGCAUCAUGAAACCUCUGGUGGAUAUGUCAGGAAUGAUGAUUGCUCCUGUGCUGGCUAACCUCGGUCCUCUAGAAGAGUUGACUUUCAAACCAAACCCUGAGGAGGUGGAGGAAAUCUUCACUUUGUCCGUGGCGCACCUGUGCAACCCCCUAAACCGCGGCUACACCCACUUUCGCAUUGGUGACAAGUAUGGAUACACAAUGCCGGUGUUUCGUAACGGGAAACAUCGGGUCUGGGGCCUGACUGCCGUUGCCCUGGAUCAGACCCUGAAACUUGUUGUACCUCCAGAAUAGCUCGGGCACAGACUUCUUAAAGUUUCCGGUGUUUGAAGCGAUGCCAUGUUGUGUGCAUUCUGACUUUGAACCACAAAAUCAUGUCAGGAACCAGUGAAGAAAAAUCUAUUUGUUCACUCUCAUUCGUAGAGUUUUUUUAAAAUCAAGAAAAAGCUUUUCAUCCUUUGCAUCGGCUAAGCCUCAGAUGUAAGAAACUACACUGAAAAGGUUUGGUGUAUAAAGACAGGCCUGCAUUCACAUCACUGAAAAAAAUAUUUUAAGAUCUGUCAAUUGGUUUGGAAAGCAGAUAUGAAUAAAUGACAAAGCAAAUAUUUAAAAAAACCUGAUUCUUACAUAAAUGUUAGGUUUUUAAAUAGUUUAAUAGAAUGAUGAGUCAGCUUAUUCCAUAACUUCUAAAUUCUUAGAUUUUUAUUUAUGUCAAAUCAACGAAGCACGUCUGUAAAAGACUAUGAUUUCCAGCUGGAUCCCAUUUAUUCUGUUGCCCAUGUUAUCUCACUACGGAUCAAAUCUCGACUGUGAACAAUAACGCUAUAGAAGCACAUUAAUGUGUGAAGUGUGAAAAAACAAUGCAAUAAAGUUUAUUUUAUUUUAA